Molecule: messenger RNA, 9596 nt
Organism: Oncorhynchus masou masou (cherry salmon)
Lineage: Eukaryota; Metazoa; Chordata; Actinopteri; Salmoniformes; Salmonidae
Product: mediator of DNA damage checkpoint protein 1-like
Exons: 10
Coding region: 81-6935 (2284 amino acids)
Molecular function (GO): protein binding
Source: RefSeq, a predicted model, not a curated record
AAUGCAUGCACAGUAAGUCUGGUGUUUUGAAGAAAAAGUGAAUAUCCAUUAAAAAUGUGUUCUUUAUGAUUGAAGGGUGAAUGGAGGCAACACAGCUGAUCGAUGACUCAAUAUUGGAAGAGUCAGAGGAGGAGGAUGGAGAGAUGCGAAAAGAGAAGCGAGGAGAGCCACUGGCAAAACUCAGGGUGUUAAAAAAUGAACACAUCUCAGAGACUGAGUUGCCUCUCUACCAGGGAGAGAAUGUGUUGGGUCGAAACCCAAACUCCUGCUCCCUUCCCCUCAUGGCACCUUCUGUAUCCAAGCAACACACCGUCAUCUCCAUCUCAAUGUUUCGCGGCAACCGUUGUCGUGGCAAAGUUGCCGGCAUGGAGACAGAGGCUUUAGUGUGGGACCUGGGCAGCAUGAAUGGGACAAGGAAGGGCCGGACCAAACUGACCCCUCACGUCCGCUACGCUCUGACUGAUGGAGAGUGUGUGGUAAUAGCUGACAUCCCCUGCCAGUAUGUCUCUGUGGACCAGAGGGGGGGACAGGGGCACAUGCAGAACCUGACCAACGCACACUCUGGAAGGGGAAGGAGGACAGGGCCAGACAGGAAGGCCCAGUUCAGAGGAAGCCCUAGCGGCCAAGGUCUGGGACGAGAGACUGGCACACCGAAGACUGAGAGACCGACUGAGGGUAGAGGAGUCAAUGGAGAGAUGGGGGCACCAUUGUCGACUGAGCUGGGUGGAAAAGGUAAAACUCGGGCCAUACACCUGUCGUUGGAACAAACCCCCACAAAGCCUGAGAGGACACUGGUGCCUGAAUCUGAGUCUGACUCCGACGGAGAUCGAGAGGGACGGAGAGACAAACGGGGAAAGUACUUUGUCUCUGAUUCUGACUCCCAUGUGUCCAGUCCCACCUGUUCUACAUUCCUCAGUCCUACAAACAAAGUCAUUCCAGAGGGUGAGGACGACAAACCCAUCACUCCCUCUGCUAAAAACAGACCCAAUAAAGUAGUGAGCGUCAGUGAGGAGGAGGGCGACAUGGAUGGACCGAGACAGCAGCCCAGGAGAAGAAGAGCACAAGUGAUAGUGGACGACAGCGAAGAAGAGGAGGAGGGGAAGGAAGGCACAGAGGCACUAGGAGAGAAGGGACCUGGGAAAAGGACAAGAGGAAAAGAGGAUGUGUCAGUGGUGAACCAGGUCAGUCAAGCUGAGAGAGAUGCACCAAUGGUGUCUACAGAGGACACGUUUAACAUGGACAGUGACACAGACGUAGAGGGAGAGGAGGAGAUGGGGCUGUCUGCACCUGUAAAAAGUGUUAAGCCACCAGCCGCAACAGAACCUCCUACUACAGACUCUGACCCAGGCCAGAUCCACAUGGACAGUGAUACUGAUGUGGAGGAAGGAGAUACUAUGGACGUUGACGCUAAGUUAAUGCUAACUGCAGCCGAUGUGGAGAGGAAACCAGUAGAUUCUGUCCCAGUGGUGCAGCCAACAGAGAUCCACCUGGACAGUGAUACAGACGUGGAUGAUGAUGUUGUUGUGUCAGACAGUGCUACCAAUGUUACCUCCUUCGUAUCCGAUCCGGCUGAGAAACCAGACGAUCCUGCCCCUGCAGUGCCACCCGUAGAAUUCCACCCAGACACUGACACAGAUGUGGAAGAGGAGGACACAGACACACAUUCCAAAACAGUUCCAGAAUCAGAUUCUAGUGGGAUCAGAACAGGGAUUGCUGGUCCCCAGGAGAUCCUUUUGGACAGUGAUACUGAUGAAGAAGACAACCCGUUUACCCCUCCGGCCAGCAGCAGAACAGCGGAGCUCCUUAAUCCACCCACCAGUGUAGGACCUGCAGCUGCUGCUCCUCUGGAGAUCAGGUCUGACAGCGACACUGACUUAGAGGAAGACGCCACACAGACCAUGAACCUUUCUCCUCCUAAUGUUGCCACGGUAACAGAAGACGCGGGGUUGGCAUCUCGACAGGCCGUGCUUCCAUCACCCACAACAACGACAAUCGAUCUCAGGUCUCAGGACUCUGAUGCUGACACAGAUGCUGAGGAGGAGAGGUUGGAACCCAAACCCCCCCGGUGUCGGCCCCCAGCAGGGAUGGUCCCGGAGUCGGACCUCAGUGAGCCCAGUGACUUCAGGGUGGACAGUGAUACGGAGGAGGAUGGACCAGGAGAGGCAGGCCAGGGACAGACUGCAUGUCGGCUCAGAGAGGGGGCAGUUGGCCCUGGGCUGCUCCCCCUGGGAGGUUCCCCUGGCCCUCAUCAGAAGUGCUCCACCCCUUUGGCAUCGUCAGUACAGGAGGAGAUGGAGACUCAGGCCUUCUUCAGUCCCUCUGACUCCUUCAGACACCCAGCUCUCCAUCCUGUGCUGAGGCCUACAGCAGCAUUGUCCUGCUCUGCAUCAGACAGCCAGGAGGACGAUGACUUUGUGGUGGCCGAGACCCAGUCAUUUGUGUUGGAGGCCCAGAACCAGGGCCAUCAGAGCAGCCUUCCAGUGGAACCAACCCUGGAUGCUACGCAGCCCUACGGUCUGGAGCCUUUGUUGGGGGAGGACCGGGAGGAGCAGCCCAGCCGAGGCUCCUUCCAGCUGGGUCUAUCAGACAGCAGGGACCUCAGCCUCCAGGCCAGGGACCAGGCCUCAGAGAGCCCCCAGGCUUUCAGCUCCCCAGAUAGGGAUUCUGACCUGGAGGCCACCCAGACCUAUGGAUCUGGAGGGGGGAGCGAGGAGCCUGGCCUGGGCCAGAGGUCUGUGGUGUUCCGGAGGAACAGGCAGGUGGACUCUGCCCUGGAGGCAACACAGGCUUAUGCUGCCCAGCCUCGCAGUGACACAGAGGAGGAAGAGGAGACCCCCACCACGUCUAAUGUUGCUACGACUGAAACCCUGCCCAUGUCUGCCGAUGAGGAAGAGGAGGAAGGUUUGGUUGGGGCCAUGCCCUCAACCCCAGUAAGGAGAGGGAGAUCUGGAGGAGUGAGGGAGAGAAAGGAAGAGGAGCAGGAGACCCAGACUGGUGACGUGCUGAUCAACCAAUACCUCUCCACAGCUCAAACUCUGAACAUGGUCCAGGAGAGUGAUGAUGAGGAAGAAGCCAAACCAGACUCACCCAGAGGGAGAGGACAGUCCCAAGAACAGACAGUAGACGAGGAAGAGACACAGACUGUUUGCUCCUACCUCUCCACUGCUGAAACCCAGCCCAUGUUUACUGAUGCUGCUGCUGAGGAUGAUGACAAUGAGGAGGAAGAACUCAAACCUCCAUCACCCAGAAGGAGGGGAAGGUCCCAGAGAGGGAGAGUAGGAGAGGAGGAGACACAACCUAGUGAGUUCCUCACCAGCUCACACAUCUCCACCGCUGAAACUCAGCCUAUGGGUACUUGUCAUACUGAGGAAGAGGAGGACACCAAAGAUAAAGGACGGGCUCAGAGAGGGCGAGGGAAAGAAUCGGAGGCUGGGACAAGCGGUGUCAGCAGUAGAGGUAGAAGAGGAGCUAGAGGAGAAGAGGAAGAAGAGGAGAGCGCUGAGCCUCCAAAGACACAGACAAGACGGAAGGGGAAGGCUGUGAACACCGCAGGAGGCAGAGGGAGGAGAGGGAAGGGGAAGGCUGUGAACACCGCAGGAGGCAGAGGGAGGAGAGGGAAGGUGGUGCCUGAGGAGGGAGAGAGUGAGAAAGAAGAAGAGGUGGAGGUGGUUGAGCAAGGGAGAAGAGGAAGAAAGAGUGUGAAACAACAGAAAGAGGGAGAAAAAGAAAGACUUGAGAGGGAACAGAGAGAGGAGGAAGAGGGAAUAGAGAAGGAAAGACUUGAGAGGGAACAGAGAGAGGAGGAAGAGGGAAUAGAAAAGGAAAGACUUGAGAGGGAACAGAGAGAGGAGGAAGAGGGAAUAGAGAAGGAAAGACUUGAGAGGGAACAGAGAGAGGAGGAAGAGGGAAUAGAGAAGGAAAGACUUGAGAGGGAACAGAGAGAGGAGGAAGAGGGAAUAGAGAAGGAAAGACUUGAGAGGGAACAGAGAGAGGAGGAAGAGGGAAUAGAGAAGGAAAGACUUGAGAGGGAACAGAGAGAGGAGGAAGAGGGAAUAGAGAAGGAAAGACUUGAGAGGGAACAGAGAGAGGAGGAAGAGGGAAUAGAGAAGGAAAGACUUGAGAGGGAACAGAGAGAGGAGGAAGAGGGAAUAGAGAAGGAAAGACUUGAGAGGGAACAGAGAGAGGAGGAAGAGGGAAUAGAGAAGGAAAGACGAGAACAGGCUGAGAAGGAACGGUUGCAGAAGGAAAAAGUAGAAUCAGAAAGGGUUAUGAAGGAACAACAGGACAGAGAGAGGAUGGAACAGGAACUUAAAGAACAAGAUGAGAGAUUAGAGAGGGAGAGAGAGAAAAGAGAAGAAACAGGAAGGAUGGAGAGAGAGAAAAGAGAACAGGAGGAAAGAGAGCGGCUUGAGAGGGAAAGGAAGGAACGAGAAGAGCAAGAAAGACUGGAGCGAGAAAAGGAGAGAUUAGAGAGAGAAGAAAAAGAGAUAAUGGAGAGGAAAGAAAGAGAAGAGAGGAAAAGACUGGAGUGGGAGAAAAAAGAGAAGCAAGAAAAAUUGGAGCUAAAAAGCAUGGAAAGGGAAGCACUUGUGCGAUUGGAGCGAGAGAGGGUGGAAAGAGAGGAGAAAGAGAGAAUAGAGGGAGAACAAGCAGAAAAUGAAAGAUUGGAAAAAGAGCGUAAAGAGAUAUUGGAGAAGGAAAAAAUGGAAAGAGAAGAGAUGAAAAAACAGGAGCGAGAACGACUGAAGAAGAACAAGGAAGAGAAGGAGCGAUUAGACAGGGAAAUAAAGGAGAGAAACCUGAAAGAAAAACUGGAGAGGGAGAAGGAAAGAGAAAAGAGGGAAGCCGAGGAGAAAGAAAAGGAGAUUAAAGAACGACAAGCGAAGGAACAAGGAGAAAAACAAACAAAGAAAGACAACGAAAAUGAGCCAAAAACAUCCACUAGAGGUCGCAGAGCAAACACCAGGAGAACCGUCAUGGUUCCACCCACAACUGAACCACAAACUGAACCUGAUAUUCUGUCCAGCCAACCAGAACCAGUCCCAGCAAGUAUAACUAGGUCUCGCUCUAACUCUGUCAGCUCUGAGAGAUCCACCUCCAACAUAGGUACCCAGGGGAGCAGAGGGAGAGGGGGAAGGAAGACCACCAGCACCACAGAGUCUGCCCCUGGUCCAGACAACCCCACCCGCAAUAGCACCAGGAGACGGACGUUGGUCGGGACGGUUGUGGCUCCCCCUACUGCUGUGGAGGUCACAGUGCAGGACAUUCUCUCCAGCGAACAGUUUGUUGCCAGGAGAACCCGCUCUCGCUCCAGCUCCACCAACUCCCACAGCUCCCUCAACUCAGAGGUCUCCACCGGUAUCGCGGCUAGCGUGAGCUCUCAGAGCAAAGGGAGGGGAGGAGGGAGGAGGAAGACUGGAACAGAGUCUGUCUCUCCCAGUAACAGGCAGAGUGAGCAGCCUCCAGCCCCCAAGCCCACAGCCAGAGGCAGGAGAAGCCAGAAGGUUGAGGAUGAGGUUCCACACCCUGAGAUUAAUGAGAAGGCUGAUUCUCAGGAGGCUGGUGGUACCACUAGAGGGCAGAAGAAAACAGACAAAACCAAUGAGCCAGACCCUGUAGUAGCAGAUGAAGAAACCACUCCAGCCCAGGUAACAGAGGACUCCCCCGCUCCUAGAGGGAAUGGAAGAGGCCGGGGCCGAGGCGGCCAGAAAGACAACACACCUGAAUCCACCACUACAACAGCAGGAGGGGAAACUCAGAUUGAAGAGGGAGUGGGGUCUAAAACAGGUGGGAAAGGGAGGAAGAGGGGGCUGGAAGAGGAGGAGAGCAGUGAGUUCAAGGUUCCCCGGGGGAAAGCAAAGGUUCAGAGGGGAGGGAGACGCAGGGCAGCAGAGGAAGGAGAGAAAGAGGAGAAACCUGCAUCCACUCCAGCAAAGAGAGGCAGAGCCUCCACUGCACAGGUGAAAAAGAUAGCAGAGGAGGAGAAGAGUAUGGAGAGACAUAGUGAGAAGAUGGAAGAGGAAGAGGCUGGUGCUGUGCAGAGGAAAGUCCGAGGCAGGCAGUCGACGGUUCACAUAAAGAAAGAAGAGGAAUCUGUUUUGGACUCUAAUUCUGUGGUGCCCCAGACCCCUACAGGUAAGGGCAGAGGUAAGCGUAGGGCCCCUGUGGAAUCAUCACCGUUUGCCAAGACCCCUCGCUCCUCCUCUGCCUCUCCCCUGUCCUCUCUCUCCUCGCCUGGGACACUGGGCCGAGCUAGGGCCUCCACGCCGUCCUAUAAGGUGUUGUUUACAGGAGUGGUGGAUGAGGAGGGGGGAAAGGUGGUGUCUCGUCUGGGGGGCAGCCUGGCGAAGGGCGUGGCCGACAUGACCCACCUGGUGACUGACAGGAUCCGACGCACCGUCAAGUUCCUGUGUGCUGUGGCCCGUGGCGUGCCCGUCGUCACCACCGAUUGGCUGGAUAAGUGUGGUAAGGUGGGUAGUUUCCUACCUACUGACAGGUACCUGGUGAAGGACAGGGAGCAGGAGAACAAGUUCAGCUUCUGUCUGGAGGAAUCACUGAGGACCGCCAGCACUCAACCUCUACUACAGGGUUAUGAGGUCCAUGUGACCAGGUCAGUGUUGCCAGAGCCAGCCCAGAUGAAGGACAUCAUUGUCUGUAGCGGAGCUCACUUCCUCUCCAAGAUGCCCUCCUCUCAGAAGGCCCAGGCCCGGACCCUAGUGAUAUCAUGUGGGGAGGACUGGUCUCUCUGUGCUCCUGCACUCUCUGCUUCUCUCCCUGUCCUCAGUGCUGAGUUCCUGCUAACUGGUAUAUUACAGCAGAGAGUGGACCUGGUAACCCAUGUCCUCUCAGCCCCCAAACCCAGGGCCCUCUCAGCCCCCAAACCCAGGGCCCAGCCAGGAGCCAAAGGCCAGGCUAGUGGCAGGAAGAGAACGUAACAGAAAAACAAAAUUCACCUGGGUGGUAUUCAUUAGUGCAUACUGUAGCAAAACAUGCAACAGAAAACAAAAACUAGUGUUGGAGAAGUUCAGGUAAACCCUCCCUGUUUUAGUCUGUUUUCUUCCGAUAGGUGAAUAUGACCCUGUCCAGGGAGAAGGCAUUACAGUUCCAGAGAAGACCGCAGACAGACGACACCUGUGUGUGUGUGUGUGUGUGUGUGUGUGUGUGUGUGUGUGUGUGUGUGUGUGUGUGUGUGUGUGUGUGUGUGUGUGUGUGUGUGUGAGAGAGUAUGCAGCACCCACCUCCACCUGUAUAGAGAACAGUAGCAGGACCAGGCCUCAGAGGAGUGGUAACUACAGUACUACUACCCUGGAGGGGCUGGAGACCAUUAGACACCUGAGAGGGGGGAGAAUGAGGAUUCGGAUGUAAAGGAGACAGUGAUAGCAUCCCAAAUGGCACCCUAUUGCCUACUUUUGACAAGAGCCCUGCACUAUGUAGGGAGUAGAGUGCUAUUUGGGACACCAAUGUAAAAGGCUGGUGAGAGGAGAUAUCCACCUGUAUGACCAACUAGACAAGAUAGUUGAGAAUGUAUUCACACAGAUACGAAGACAAACAAACCCAAGAUAUGGAAAUCUAUUCCUAUGUUCGAGGGUAGAGAAUACAUGCAGAGAAAUGCUCGGAAUAGAUUUGUUUAUAAAAAAAAAUGUAAAUAUGAGGUAAGAGAGAAGAGAGAGAGCAAUACAUGAGAUAAUUUACUGCCUAUCACAGUGAUAUUUAUUUUAUCUGUCUCUUCCCUCCUUCUCCUGAUCCUUCAUCUACAGUUGAAGUCGGAAGUUUACAUACACCUUAGCCAAAUACAUUUCAACUCAGUUUUUCACAAUUCCUGACAUUUAAUCCUAGUAAAAAGUUCCUGCCUUAGGUCAGUUACGAUCACCACUUUAUUUUAAGAAUGUGAAAUGUCAGAAUAAAAGUAGUGAUUUAUUUCAGCUUUUAGUUCUUUCAUCACAUUCCCAGAAGUUUACAUACACUCAAUUAAUAUUUGGUAGCAUUGCCUUUAAACGGUUUAACUUGGGUCAAACGUCCCCAGGUAGCCUUCCACAAGCCUCCCCUGGCCCAUUCCUCCUGACAGAGCUGGUGUAUGAGUCAGAUUUGUAGGCCUCCUUGCUCGCACAUGCUUUUUCAGUUCUGCCCACAAAUGUUCUAUGGGAUUGAGGUCAGGGCUUUGUGAUGGUCACUUCAAUACCUUGACUUUCUUGUCCUUAAGCCAUUUUGCCACAACUUUGGAAGUAUGCUUGGGGUCAUUGUCCAUUUGGAAGACCAAUUUGCGACCAAGCUUUAACUUUCUGAUGUCUUGAGAUGUUGCUUCAAUAUAUUCACAUAAUUUCCCACCUCAUGAUGCCAUCUAUUUUGUUAAGUGCACCAGUCCCUCCUGCAGCAAAGCACCCCCACAACAUGAUACUGCCACCCCUGUGCUUCACGGUUGGGAUGGUGUUCUUCGGCUUGCAAGCCUCCCAUUUUUCCUCCAAACAUAACGAUGGUCAUUAUGGCCGAACAGUUCUAUUUUUGUUUCAUCAGACCAGAGGACAUUUCUCCAAAAAGUACGAUCUUUGUCCCCAUGUGCAGUUGCAAACUGUAACCUGGCUUUUUUUAUGGCGGUUUUGGAGCAAUGGCUUCUUCCUUGCUGAGCUGCCUUUCAGGUUAUGUCGAUAUAGGACUCGUUUUACUGUGGAUAUAGGUACUUUUGUACCUGUUUCCUCCAGCAGGGUCCUUUGCUGUUGUUCUGGGAUUGAUUUACACUUUUCGCACCAAAGUACGUUCAUCUCUAGGACACAGAACGCUUCUCCUUCCUGAGCGGUAUGACGGCUGUGUGGUCCCAUGGUGUUUAUACUUGCGUACUAUUGUUUGUACAGAUGAACGUGGUACCUUCAGGCAUUUGGAAAUUUCUCCCAAGGAUGAACCAGACUUGUGGAAGUCUACAAAAAAAAAAAUUCUGAGGUCUUGGCUGAUCUCUCUUCAUUUUUCCAUGAUGUCAUGCAAAGAGGUACUGAGUUUGAAGGUCGGCCUUGAAAUACAUCCACAUGUACACCUCCAAUUGACUCAUGAUGUCAAUUAGCCUAUCAAAAGCUUCUAAAGCCAUGACAUCAUUUUCUGCAAUUUUCCAAGCUGUUUAAAGGCACAGUCAACUUAGUGUCUGUAAACUUCUGACCCACUGGAAUUGUGAUGCAGUGAAUUAUAAGUUAAAUAAUCUGUCUGUAAACAAUUGUUGGAAAAAUUACUUGUGUCAUGAACAAAGUAGAUGUCCUAACCGACUUGCCAAAACGAUAGUUUGUUAACGAGAUUUGUGGAGUGGUUGAAAAAUGAAUUUUAAUGACUCCAACCGAAGUGUAUGUAAACUUCCGACUGCAACUGUAUACUGAUUAAUAGCCAUCCUCUCGCCUUUGUAUAAAGAUAACAUAUAUAUGUGUUUGUCUAUUGCGCGAGGGUAAUGUUGAAUAUACCAGGUCUUCACUAGCUGUGAUUGCUGAGGGGACAUUUCUUCAAUCUUAGAGAAAGGACUGAACUGAUUGUUUUAAUGCUGCUCGUCCAUCUACAUCUUUGUAUGUAGGAGUUAAAUGUGUCUUUAUUUACCGACCAAUAAACCUUUCAUACUGAACUUCUGA